This is a messenger RNA of Salarias fasciatus (jewelled blenny), 3827 nucleotides long. RefSeq names its product myogenesis regulating glycosidase (gene myorg). Gene Ontology annotation, biological process: skeletal muscle fiber development; carbohydrate metabolic process. Gene Ontology annotation, molecular function: hydrolase activity, hydrolyzing O-glycosyl compounds. Bases 215 to 2269 code for a protein of 684 amino acids. NCBI's taxonomy places the organism in Eukaryota, Metazoa, Chordata, Actinopteri, Blenniiformes, Blenniidae. The transcript is spliced from 3 exons. The record is from RefSeq and is a predicted model, not a curated record.
GCGGGCGGACUCGCACCAACACGCUUUGGUUCCUUUCUCGGUCCUUUUCUGUCAAGUUGUCAAGUGAGGCAAACAAAGUUUGGAGCUGCUGAAGAGGGGCUUCUGCUGACCGGACGUUCAGGCAAACAGAUGUGACAACAGGGCAGAGUCCAACAAAAGAGGAUCCCUCACUGAGCACUUUGAUGAUCACCUUGUGGGUUUUCCUGCUGAAGUCAUGUACCAAGUAGUACCAGGAGGAGCGGGGGGCACAAUCACAGAUGUUAUUCCCAAGCAGAAACACAGCAAGGACACUCGACCCUUAGUCGGACAUGGAGUAAUCUGUCUGGUGCUGGUGAUUGCUGCGAUGACUGCGUGGUGUUAUUACAUCGCCUCUCUCCGCAAAGCUGAGCUGCUGAAGACUCAGCUUCUGGAUCUGAAUAAGGACGGCUACAUCAUCCGCAACCAAGGAGGAUCAAUUGUUUUCAGAAUGGAUUUCAGGUCAGGGACCCUUGAUUUGGAUUCCUGCACAAAAGAAGGAGAGCUUCUGAGCUGUGGACGCACCACCGAUCGAAAACUGAACUUCUUUAUUGAGACGGUACGACCCAAAGACACCGUGCAGUGCUACCGUGUACGCUGGGAGGAACUUGUUCCUGACAUUUCUGUCGAACAUGCCAUGACAUACAAGUUUGCACAUUGGUACGGUGGUGCCGUGUCAGCUAUCCAACACUGGCCGAUCUCCAUUUCCGGCCAGCAGUCUCCAAAACCCUUUGUGACCAGCGACAUCUACUCAAACCGCAAUGAAUUUGGUGGCAUCCUGGAGAGUUACUGGCUGUCAUCAAACGCCACUGCAAUCAAGAUCAACAACUCGGUGCCCUUUCACCUGGGCUGGAAUGACACAGAGAAGACCAUGUACUUCCAGGCGCGGUACAAUGACAGUCCCUUUAAGCCAAACCCAGGGGAGCCGCCGUGUGCUGAACUGAGCUACAGGGUUUGUGUAGGCUUAGACGUCACAUCCAUACACAAGUACAUGGUCCGCAGAUACUUCAACAAACCAAACAAAGUGCCUGCCAAAGCCAUGUUUCAUCACCCUAUUUGGUCGACUUGGGCUUUACAUAAAACUGACAUUGAUCAAAAGAAGUUCCUCGCGUAUGCUGCCAACAUCCGCAAAUACAACUUCAACUGUAGCCACCUGGAGCUGGACGAUCGCUACACAAAACGCUAUGGGGAAUAUGAGUUUGACCCAGUGAAAUUCCCCAAUGCCUCAUCUAUGUUUCAAAAGCUGAAGGCAGAUGGUUUCUUGGUGUCUCUCUGGAUUCACCCUUUUGUUAACUAUGACUCCGAAAACUUCCAGAACUGUGUAGAAAGGGGCUUGUUUGUAAGAGAACCCACAGGCCAGCUGCCUGCGCUGGUGCGUUGGUGGAACGGCAUCGGCGGAAUUUUGGACUUCACAAACCCAGAAGCUCGUGAUUGGUUUUCCUCCCAGCUGCGUUCGCUGCGCUCCAGGUAUGGGGUGUCCUCCUUUAAAUUUGACGCAGGAGAGACUAACUACUUACCGUGGAAAUUCAGCACUCGGACGCCCAUUCGCGAUCCAAGUUUCUUCACGAGACGUUACACAGAAAUGGCAAUUCCCUACAAUGACAGAGCAGAGCUGCGCAGCGGUUACCAGUCCCAGAACAUAUCCUGCUUCUUCAGGCCCAUUGACCGAGACUCUGUGUGGGGCUACGAGUUGGGUCUCAAAUCUCUCAUUCCCACAGUGCUCACCAUCAGCAUUCUGGGAUAUCAGUUCAUACUACCAGACAUGAUCGGCGGGAAUGCCUAUCUGAACCACACAGAUGGAAACCGGGUGUUACCCGAUCGGGAGCUCUAUAUCCGCUGGUUGGAGCUGUCCGCCUUCAUGCCCUCCAUGCAGUUCUCCGUCCCACCGUGGGAAUACGACAACGAGGUAGUCGCGAUUGCUCGGAAAUACACGGCGCUGCACGAAAGCAUUGUGGCGCCGCGGGUCCUUGAGCUGGCUGGCGAGGUGCUGGACACCGGGGACCCAAUCAUACGUCCCCUGUGGUGGAUUGCCACAGGCGAUGAGACAGCCUAUAAAAUAGACUCCCAGUUCCUGAUUGGGGAUGACCUCAUGGUUGCCCCCGUUUUAGAGCCCGGAAAGCAAGAACGUGACAUCUACCUCCCAGCCGGCCACUGGAAAAGCUACAAGGGGGAGAGAUUUGAUAUCAAGGAGCCGCUGCACCUCACAGACUAUCCAGUGGACUUAGAUGAAAUUGCCUACUUUGUUUGGGUGUAGCAGGAAGGAAACACUACACUUGAUCAGUUCUCUAGUUGGGCUAUCCUGUGAGAAAAAGCUUCAACUUUAAUGCCUGAAAUAUGAACUUCUGUCUGUUUUUUUAAGCUAAAUUUGAAAAGGUUUACAUGAAUUUAUUAACAUUUAAGCUCAUAUUACUUAACAAACCUCAAUAAGCUUCACUAUAAAAUCUUGAGAGGCUCAUUAAAGUUUAUUAUUUAAUGUAAUUAUUCUGUCUUAUUUUAGGUUUUAAUCACUCCAUCAAGAUAUUGCUUUAAAAUUUAAUGUAAUAUCCUGGCAGAAGAUAACCAAGUGGCCUUAAAAGUGAUAAUAUGCUACCUUUCCUUCACAGCCAUAGAAAACUAACGCAGGAAUAAUGGAAUAGACAACAAAUUGAUCAGAGAAUACUCAGGUGUCUGUUUUUGUAACAGCCAUGUUAGUUGUAAUUCCAGGCUGUAGUCAGGCUGUCAGUCAUAAAAAUAAUUUAAUUCAGUAACUAAUGUUCAGUGUUUGAAGUUGUAUUUUCUUUUUAAAGGUUUCCAUUAUGUGCUUUUGAAACAUUUGUUAAAAAGGGAAUGAACAAACUGUGAAUUGAUUGAGGCGUGGGUGCCAGAGUAUGCCAUGUAGCGCUUCUAUUUUUGAGUCUCUCUCUGUACUUUGAAUUUCAACUUCAGCCACAUGGACUGGGCCGUGGGAGGACAACUGAGGCUGCAUGGUUAUUGCAGCUGAGCAGAUGGAAGGCUGAAUGAAAUCUUGAUAUCUCCACCUGUCCCGUGACACGGGCGUCUGACAUCUUCAUCUGUUCUGGAUGCUCUUCAGGAACUCAAGGUUUAAUGCUUCACUUGUUAGGAUGAAUGCUUGAGGUUUAAUCAUUACAAACCGCGUGUGCUCUCAUUUGUGUAACACAGUGUCAUGUAACUACUCUUAGCCCAGGAGAAGAAGACGCCUUUUUAUUAGGCUCUAAAUUUUUAAUGCUCUUCCUCAGGUAACCGCUUCCUGCAGCCGUGGAGGAUUUAAAGGGUCUGGUAACUAAUUUUUAAUGUUGAAAUGCAGCUAAUUAGAGUUUGUGGUAUAUUUCUGUCUGUUAAAUGUAUGAUAAAACUAAAAGGAAAAACAAAUGACAUUACCUCCAGGCCAAUGUUAAGUGUUUUGAACUUAGUCUUCAAAUUAAGUGGUACAGUGUGUUUUUUGUCAGCCUGAUUUCUUGUUUUUUUUUUUUUUUUUUUUACAUGAAUAUUUUAACUGCAGUGAUGCCUGCCUGGUGAUGCAUGCAUUGCAUUUUUACGCUUUUAUUAAUAUAAUGCAAUACUUUUGGUGAUUGGGAUCCCCCAAAUGUCCUGUAACAUGAUACCUCUUGUUUUAUAUGUGCUUUAUGUAUUAUUUCACUCCAGUUCUUAAAUUGUACGACAUAAACUUCUAUUAUCCGGCCAUAAAACAGAUAUUGAUGUCGCAUUAAACUAGGGAGCCAUGAGGCAAGCAUAUUCCACUUGUCUUCCAAAGCAUAUCUGUGCUGAUAGUGUGGGUCAUUUUAAUCUAUGUUCCAAAUGUAUCAGUCUCAGAU